Molecule: messenger RNA, 7232 nt
Organism: Harpia harpyja (harpy eagle)
Lineage: Eukaryota; Metazoa; Chordata; Aves; Accipitriformes; Accipitridae
Exons: 4
Coding region: 6246-7232 (328 amino acids)
Source: RefSeq, a predicted model, not a curated record
CCACCACUGUCACUAGACCAAGAAGCAGUCAACAGCCAUCUUCUCAGCUAGGCUCAUACAAAGAAGGCCAGAAAUUGAAUCAUUCUCUCCCCUUUUCUCUGCACUUUUCUCCAAAGGAGUAGCUUGAAAUGAGUCCUGGAGCCAGUGAAAAAAACCAAGACUAGCGUAUUACCCAAUGACAAUAGGGUUUGAGUGUAGGUGGAGUGAAAUUCUGUCUUUGAAAAAAUAGCCUGUUCUUCAUGGCUUAUUUGUGUCACUGUCUACUAUUACAGUUAAUUCCUGUUCUGCUUUUAUUGCCGCCUCAGUGUAAGCCUCAGGUAGAGUGUGCAGGAAGAUGGGCAUGGGAGAAGAAUGAGUUGUGUGAGUUUACAACAGACUACACUGAUUUCAGCAGGUACAAUAUGCCUGAAAAGAAUCUUGCCAGUCCCCUGUAAGCAGAGAGCUGCCUACAUGAAUUAGUCCAAAUCUCAGAGUAAUUCGGGUAGGAAGGCACCUCUGAGGGUCUGUGGUCCACCCCCUGACUCAGAGCAGGACCAGCCUAGGUGAGGUUGCUCAAGAGCAGGACUUUGUAUUUACCUUUGUUGAGUUUCAUGAGGUUUCUGUCAGGCCAUUUCUCCAGCCUGUUGAGGGGGGCCCUCUGAGCAGCAGCCCUGCCCAGUGUGGCAGCCAUGCCUACAACUUGGUGCCAUUUGCAAACUUGCUGAGGGUGUGUUCUGUCUUCAGGUUGUAAAUAGAGGCAUUAAACAGUACUAGCCCCAUUAAUGACCCCCUGAGGAAUGCCAUGAGUAACAGGCUGCCAGUUGGACUUUGUGCUGUUGAUCACAACCCUCUGAGCGUGGUGUCCCGCCAGUUUUCCGUGCAGCUAUCUGAACUGUAUCAAAAUGAUUUGGCUAUAUGGAUUCUUCAGACAGUUGUGCCAAAAGCUGUUUAAAAUCAAGGUAAGCUACCCACUGCACUCCCCCCAUCCACCAAGCCAGGCAUCUCUUCGUAGAAGGUUAUUAGGUUUGUCAGGCGCAAUUAACCCUUGGAAUUUACCCAUCCAUGCUGGCCAUGCCCUGUCACUUUCUUGUCUGUCAUGUUUCUGGAUAUGAUGGUUUGGGGUUUUUUUCCCCAUCAAGCCUUGUCUCCUGGGACUUGAGCACUCCCAGUGCCAAGUCAUACUGAUGAGACACUUCUGUUUCCUAAAGUUGUGUCCAAAACAAAAAAAAGAAACAAGCACUAGUUAGGUAGAGGUGGAAAUCCCUCCCCAAACUGCUGACCCCUUCUUUGUGUGGUUUUCUUCCUCCUGAGUUCUCAAGUGCUGCAUGAGGAAAGUGAGUGUCACCUCUCUUCAUCACCUUGGUGCUUUUUUUCUCCUUUUAUACAGGGACUUGUCAUAUCUUGUAGGAGAACUGGGAAGGCGGGUUAGGUUUGUGUAUAAGACAAGGGCACUGUCCUCUAGUCCACAGUGCCUUUGUGCACCUCAUCUCCACUCCAGCUCCUGGGAUCAGUAUUGCCUUUGGCAGGCUCUCGGCACUUCUGGCAUCAGACUCGUUGGAAACAGGAACCUGGUAUAACAAUCAGGUCUUUCUUGCGAAGUUUUGUUUUUAAACCGUUUAAACUGUCAUGGUAACUUCCACAAAAUAACAACCCACGCUUUUGGUGAACCUUUUGCAAUGAACCUACUCAGGGCCAUGCUCUGCUCAGACUCAAAGGUUAUUUUAGGUUUGUGUUGGGGAUUCUCUGUCGCUAUAGGUUUCCCUUAUACUGCGUGCUGACUUGGUACUCUCCUGCAGCACAAACUUAUUUUAAUCCAGGCUGACUGUGUGAUUUACUACUUGGUAGAAAAACCUCGUGUGUUUCAGCCUGUACCCACAGAACUGCGAUACAUGCUGGUGAUUUUUUUCCAGGUUUUUAGAUCCACAAAGAAAUUGAAUCCCAGAGCACAAACUGGCCAUUACCUGUGCUGGUGGCUGCUUCAGCUGGGGAGGGGAAAUUGGUGGGUAGCAGAGAGUGGAAGUAGCUGCCAGUCCGUGCUCUCCUGGCCUGCCUUCUGCACAAAGAUGUGAUAAGAGGAGAGACUUCAGAAAACAUCACUUUAGUAGCGAACAUCUUGGUCUGUUUCCAUUCUCGGAGAUGAGAAUGGUUUCGCUCCAGUGCCAGAAAUUACACAGAUUCCUGUUGUAUGUGUAAACUUCCGCAGAACCUGAAGCAGGAGCUGGCUGCAGCUGCCUGCAGGAUGCUCUCUUUCUGCCUGGUCCAGGGCCAGAGCAUGUCUGGGUUCUCCUCUGGGGUUCCUGCUCGGAGGAGCUCACUCUUUUCUACUCGUCCAGAUGCUGUUGUAUCAGAUGGUGCUACCUUGCGGCACAACUACAAAGUGAAGUACAGCUGGACUGUGUAAGAGAAUUGGGUUUUCUAAAUUUUUUUUUUUUUAUGGUGCCUCUGUGCGUAGCCCUGUGUAAGUGAUCCCAGCCGAGAUGCUGUGCAGCGUGCGCUGCUGUGGGUGCACACUAGAGGGUAGUGCACCCCGGCUCCCUGCCUCCUGCCCCUAACAGGCUGCUGCUUGAAAUCCCUCCCCGUUCGGCACGGCACAGAGCGCUAGAAUCACUCCCUAUUUACACUUGCGUCACAGUUUGUCUUUACAACAGGAGUGUGAUACCUGUGAUAUGAAAAAAUGGGUAUUCUCUCUAAACCUGCCGUGCCUGACUGGGGAGUGAAUUUUUACAAUUAAUUCUAAUUAGCUUGAGCAAUCUGAUCCUCUCUGUGGUUUUCCUAAGAGAUCAGAGUAACUAAUAGCCCAGAGAGGUUUUUCAGGCUUUUUGGAUGGUUAACAUUUAACUGAAAUUUUAUGUUGAGCUUUGAAACAAAUAAUUUGGAUUGAGCUAUGUCAGAAGAUUGAUAGAGCACUGAAACUGCAAUAGUUGAUGGAAACAGGCAGUUACUGAGGCCUGUGCUAGCAGAGGAACAAAGUCUUAUAUAAAAUUUGUGGAAAAGACAAUUACUGUAGUGAAAUAUUUACUGCCAAACUACCUGACACCCAAAGCAUGCCUAGCAUCAUUUCAAAACACAGCCAGAUUCCACUUGAUAUAUUGAUUUGAUGUAGGAUAGCUCUUUGUGGACCAAGAUAAAAGGAGACCAAACAAAUCACCUUGGCCAGAAAGAAUAUGAAGACCCCCUGGAUACCCCUCAGCAAAUGUGAGUCCUCUCUAUUUUGCUGGGAACUAUUUGGUUUUUAGGUGAUUCUUGGCCUUCUCUCUAUGCAACAGUGUAAAGGAAACCUGCCAUAGGUUUAACUUCAAAGGUAAAUGAAUUAGUUAAUGUGCAUGUGCAGUGCUGAUUAGAAUGCUUCCUGCUGAAAGCAGGGGCAUGUUUGGUUCAGGAGCCUGGUUUCAGUUCACCCUGCUGGUCUGGGUAUCUGCUCUGUUGGGAGUGUGAUGCUGGAGACUUUCUUGGUGUAUGAGAAUAUCAGUUCCCAAAGGAAGGUGAUGGGUUGGGCUGAAAUUCCAGCUCCAGGAUAUUGGGGAUUUAUUAUCUUGACUCUCUUGCAAGCACUUUAAGAAAGGAAAUGGCUGAAAUCCAGAGGAAAUAAUUUUUUCCCAGUUUCUGUGCAUUUAACUGCAAUCCAAAGCAGUGGAAUUUCUUAACCAACAGGGCAAAGGAAGGUAUUAGUCCAACCUCAGAAAUGGCUAUGGCUUAGGCGUUGAAUCAGAAGAGAGACCAGGUAUGAGGGAUAGCUUAGAGGUUUCUCCCCCAAACCAAAAGAGGAUUCCAGCAGUGAGUUCCGCGUGGGGAGGAAGAGUGCAGGAUGUAUUCUGCCAAGACCUGUUUGAUUCCUGUGCUGACCUGAAGUGGCUGGGUUUGGGAAGACGCAUCGCCUUCACAUCUACCCUGUCUUCUUGCAGAGGUGCAUGCAAAAGUUGGGUUGUCCUGAACUUCACCCUGUGGUCCCUGUGUGUCUGGCUCUGGAGCACAGGUCCCAGCAGACCAGCUCUGCCUGCUGGAGUCUGCUCUGCUGGGAGGGGUGAACUGGUCACUGCUGCCAGCUCUCUCACCGCUUCUUAGGCGAUGCGGCUCUGCCUUGCUGGUGGACCGGCCAGUUCAUUGCAGAUGGAGAGCUGUCAGCAGUUGCCAGGGACCAGCUUUCACCUUUCAAUGCUGGGCAGGCCUUGGCAUAGCCCUGCACAGAGAAAAUGAUGCUUUACAGUCAUCUCCCAUGCCUUAAACUCGACUAGAACGCUUGGGCCCUUCAUGUUUUUAACCUGAAAUGCUAGAAGCAAAUAUCAAUCCCCUCUUGUUCUUCUACUUUCAUGUCUCAGCCUGCUGUGCUGCCUCAAGUAAAGCUCGAUUUUUGGCCAAAGCAAGGAGCAGGGCAUCAGGCUUACAAGUGACUGUCCCUUCUGCCCUUCCUUCCUUCAGGGACCUUAAUAAUUUCAGCAGGCACAGGACUGCAGAGAAGCAUCCAUGGUGUUUUCAUAUGAUGUGUCCUUUGCUGUCUCCUCUGCUGUACCUGUUCAUCACCGGACAAUGGAAGGAGGACUGCUGGGGUGGCUUCCCUGGGAAGGGACAGAGGCAGUCAGUCCUAGAGAAAACAGCCUUCCUGAUCUUUAUCCUUACUACUGGAAUGCCUGGAGACCCACCAAAUUGUUCUUGCUAUGAUUUCAAAGCUCAGCUACUGGGGCAAUGUGCGGUGGAAGGAGGUAGAUGUAUCUGAUGAGACUUCUGCUGUGGAGAAGUGCAAAACUGUAUGGUAGGUACUAGUUCCCAAUGUGAACCUUCAUCUGGUGUGAGUGGGAGAUCAAACCAGGGUAUGAUGUGACCAUCACCCUGGUUGUCCUGUUGGGAGUCCUGACCAUCCUGGCUUUGUCUGUGGUUCAGCAAGUCUGUUCCUGCUUCCCUGGAGGUCCCUGAGGCUGGGAUGACACCUCUGUUUGGUUUACUGCUCUUUUUGGGGGAAGGGCAUGUCCUUUCACUUGGCAGAUGCACAGCCUAUCACUGACUAACACUAGUUUGCUGACCUGGUGCAUCAGUUCAGAUGUGUUGUGAGAUGUGCCUGACCUUGAAAAAUCUCCUACAGCUCACCGGGGGUGUUGCUCAGUGGAUUUCUCCAGGAGGAAAGAAAAGAGGAGCAGUGGGACACCAGCACGCCCCUUGCCUGCAGAGCCACACCACAACCUAGCACUUGGAAAGAAGACACUGGCAUGGUUCUUGCUGAUGCUGUUUCAGUGCCUUGGUGACAUCUACCCAGGUCCCGCUUGGCUGGAACAUGCUCAAAAACAACAUGAGCAUUUUACCUUACAAAAUAAAAAGGUAUUUUCAUACUUACCUACUACUUAGGCGCCUGAUUUCCCACUGAUAUCCAUCCAAUUUAAGCAUUUAAACCUUGACCUUUUGACAUGGGACCAUGUGUAUCCACCCAGUGCCUUUAGGAGAAGUCUCAAAGAUUCAGACAUUUUCUCUUUCAUGCCUCCUUUGCUCUGAAGCAGUGGGAGGACAACAAGGAAACUGGGGAGCUUGGCAGGUAGAGUAUAGCUGCUCUUACGACAGUAUUCAGAAGUCUGUCUUGUGAAGAACCAUUUGGUUGUGCUGUGGCCUCAGUAGGAUCAUUAGGGGUGCAGUGAGAAACUUCAUUGCACCAAUUUCCACCCAUAAGAGGAAGUCUCUUGUUCAAAAAAUGGGCUGGAUUCUGACAGCCUGCAACUCCUGCACUUCUCUGGAUGAAACCUAAAUUGGUGGGAAAAAAUAGCCAUGAAAUCAUCCUCCUGGAGAGCACAGGUUGCCAACUUCUGGUUUCCAACCCAUUGACACUACUUCCCAAAUAGUCCCACAAAAGCCACAGCUGGGGGUCUGUUAGGCUGUGACUUAAAGCAUAAUAAGAGGUGGGGACCCAGCAAUUGGAAGGCAUUGUCAUGCAUCUUCACAAGUCUGAACACUCAAAAGCAUCUGCUUGUUGGCAGAACACCCUGUUCUCCUUAGUGCUGCGGGCAGUGGCUCCAUUGGAAAAGUGGUCGGGAACAAUGGGUUGUGAUGCAGAUGGCUGGAGGGAAGAUGGACAUUUAAAAGGAGUGUCUCACAAAGUCUGGAGCAGAUGCUGCACAGCAGAAAACUGAAUUAUCACUCUCCAAGAUAUUUUUCUGAUGGCAUUGCUAUAUGGUUCAGGCUUUACAGUCACCUUUAGGUUAAUCCUGAUGAGUUGUGGGUGGUGGGAGUCUUGGUAUGCGACUUUCCCUGUAAGUGAGGAUCCCCUUAUCCAGCUUCCCUCAAGAUGAAUGUCUUGCUUUGACUUUAGAAGAGUUGUAUCUAGCCCAGAAAAUGGAAGUGACAUGAAAAAUCUUGUUUAUUCCUUUUUCAGAAUAGUUCAGCCAUUUAACGAUGGAGAUCAACAGAUUUUGCCUGUAGGUAUAUAUAAAGCAGUAAGAAGUCUGUCCUGGCAUACAAAUGCCAUUAUUAAUCCAGCUGUCUUUCUGGAGAGAUGUCUUGAUGGAGCAGCUUUUCAGGAGGACCCAACUAGCUGGACUGAGUGCCUUGGACAAUGGAGCUUGGCCUCAUUUCCACCCUGGUUUAACAAAGAAAUUGCAAACCUGCACAUGCUGCUGCUUCCACUGCUUCAGAAUGAGAUUUUAUCAAGAUGUCUGAAAACAGCGGGAGAGAGAAACGAUGUAUCUGAGGAGCGAUGGCUCUUAAUUAAAACCAUUUGCAGAACAAUGGACAACUUGAGAAGCAGAUCAAGGCUCUGGUCUGCAGGUAAGGUCUGUUUAAGCACUCAGGUGCCUACGUUACGCUAUAGUCUUGUAUACACAUUUUAUUGGCAUAUCUGUCUUGUACUGAUGACUACCAAAGUGUGCAACAGCCCAGUUGUUAGUUGCUGCAAACCCUUAGGAGUCCCCAGUGAGUUUGCUAACUGCUUCUUGACUCUACUGAGAGUAUUUGCACAAAUUGAAGGACCCAUGCAGGCGCUUCUGCUCCCAUCAAACCUCUCCAGGACAAUGCCAAGGCUGUGCCCUUGGGCUGAAUUUAUGCACCAGUGCAGGCUGGGGGGCAGAGGGGAAAUAUCCACAGCUUCAUGGGGGGGUGUUGGGGUGCCCCGCUGCUGGGGGGGGAGGUCCUGUACCCCCAUACCCCACAGCUGCCAGAGGGGCCCCUCAGCACCACGGCUAGCUCCUGCCCUCCCAACUUGGGCUUUAAUCACUCUAAAAUCAGCCUUUCCAGUUCCUUUUUUGGAAUCACUUGUCAAAGAACUUGCUGCUUGUGACUAG